AAGAGAUGUGAAAUCUAUCUGGUAAAGCUUUUUGACAUCAUUCCUCAAUUUGCUGAUGGGAAAACUGUGGACAGAUUUUAUUCAAAUAAUGCAGUUUCAUUUUCUUAUUUGUCUUAGUACUAUGUCGAGGCCUUGUUGGCAUUAAUUCCUGGGAUUAAUGGAUGGAUUUGAACUUUUAUGUUUAUGAUGUUCUCUUUAUUCGACUUGUUUUCUACAUCUGAUUGUUAUUACUCUCUCUACGCUACUUAUAUAUCUUAUAUCUGGAGAUGUAUUUGUGGCUUUCCUCUUGCAAACAGUAAGGGCAAGAUAAUUUGUUAGUGUCUCUAAAUUAUCUUUUUGAUAUUUUAGUAUCCAUACAUCUGCUAAAAUUUGGUUGUUUACGCUCUGGUAUAGGAUUUUAUCCGUUAUAGCUUAUUGAAUAAUGUACCGGAGCUCUCAUCUCCAGUUUUGCAAAAUUGAGAUUUUUUUAAUCCGCUUUAGAUUAAUUUAUUUAGGAAUAUUAAUGUAAGCAACAGUCUUGAGAAUUCAAUAGGUUUGAUCAUAUUAUAAAGCACAUUGACCGAUAAAAGCUUUUUAGGCAACCCACCCAUUCCUAGCUAAAGGAGUACUGCUUUGUUUUGAUGAAACAAUUGGAGUUGAUUGAGGCUCUCUUCCAUUUUGUUUGAAGAGGCUAGAUAUGUGAAUUGUGGUCCAAAAGGCAUAUGAUUAAAAUAGGAUGGGUUAAAUGGAGGAGUAAUUAUGGCAUAUUGUGGGGUCCAUGUGUACCUCUAAAAUUGAAAGGUAAAUUUUAUAAAAUAGUCAUUAGCCCAACCAUACAUUAUGGGAUAGAAUAUUGGGCGGUUAGGAAACAAUAUAUUCAUAAAAUGAGUGUUGUAAAAAUGCUAAUGUUGAGAUGGAUGUGUGGGUAGAUGACCAAAAAAAAAAAAAACAUGAGUAAAGUGGUUUAGUCAUGUGACUUAUGUCCAAUGACGGCCAUUAAGAACAUCGGUUUGGAAAACUGACAUGGUACAUAUUGAUGCUAACCUAGGUAAAGGAAGACAAAAGCUAAUAUGAAUUAGGAUAUGAUUUAAUUGAGGCUACGACCUUAGAUAGAGCAUACUCACAAAACAUGAUUCUUGUAACCAACCCCAAAUAGUAGGGAAAAGCCUUUGUCAAGUUGAAUUGAGUAGGGUAGAAUUAAUAAUUCUAUCUAUCAUUUAACUAGUUAAUGAAAUAUUUGGGGGUGCUUGGAAGCACUCUACACUUUCCUCAGAUGUUAAUUUUUUGGCACUUCGGUCAUGUUCAGUCCCAUGGGUUUUUUAGCAUUCUUUACCCACAUGGAGUGCUUACACUAGAACGUCCUUAAGGAUUAAUAGGUCAGCUUGAUUUGUUACAAGUUUUACUAUGGAAUUUGUUUUUGUUCGUAUUUUGUGACGUGGUCUCUCUCUCACAGACACACAAAAGUUUGAACAUUCUUACCAAAGGACCAAAUGGCCCAGCGGUAUCACCCUUUCCUUCCCAUAGGGAGGUCGGGGGUUCGAACCUCGGUGGAGGUAGGGUGUGUGAGUAGUUGCUAACUUCCAAAAAUAAAAAAAAGUUUGAAGAUUCUUCACUUGUCAAUCAAGAAAUGCACGGUCCUGUUGUUAGUGAAAUAGAAAUUGGUAAGACAAUUCUACCUCAGUGAUUAACGCAGAGCAUGCAAAGAAAACAUUUCAUGCUUUGUAAUCUAAUAUACUUUAGGGAAAGCUUGUUUCUUUUUAUUGGAUUUUUUUGCCAAAAAAGAAUAUUGAGUUAUGCUAUACAUGUCCAGAGUUCCCUGGGACGUUUUUCCAGUUCAGUUCCCUCUGGUCACCCACCUGAGUUUGAUUACUUCAAUAGCAAUCAAUAAUCAAUUAGUUGUUUUUCCAGUUCAGUUCCCUCUGGUCACCCACCUGAGUUUGAUUACUUCAAUAGCAAUCAAUAAUCAAUUAGUUGACAUAUGUUUCUGUUUUGUGUUGCAUUUUGAGGUUGACAGAAUUCGAAUGUCAAAUUGUUGGUUGUGUUCAGUCUGUGAGGUUAUGACAACUCCCAAUGCCUCAGCUCCUUCUCACUUGACUCCUCUCUUUUUUAUCUACUUUUUGGCUAAUAAUUUAGUCCGGCCUACCUGUUGAAGAGUAUUAUCACUGCCGGAGUAUGUUGUUGUUGUCGCCUCCCCCUCUUUUUUAUUUUCUUCUUUGCUAAUGAUUUAGGCCGGCCAAACUGUUGAAGAGUAUCACUGCCGGUGUGCGUUGUUGUUGUUGUCGCCUUCCCGCCAUAUGAAUUUAUGUAAUGACAGACGGAUUUUCCUUGCUAUGUCCUAUGGGUAGAAUGCAAAUUGUAGUAACAUGUACGAAACUGCCUCUUGUCUGUGCCAUAAAAUCAUAGAUUUGAUCAUUUACCUUGUGAGUUUCAGUGUUUCAAGCUAUUAUAUAAAUUCUAAGCGUAAAAGUCAUUGCUCGCGAUGGUAAGAAGAUUCAACAUCAUAUAGCAAGUUCAGAGAGCAUUGGUAUGAUUGUUGUACCAACAGAAUUCGGAAAUCACCAAAGGGCCAAACCAGACUCAUGCUUCCUAAAGGGAGGCCACGGGUUUGAAACUUUAGCUUAUGAGGAAAAAAAAAAAGAAAAAGAAAAAAAAAAAGGCAGAUUUAUUAUUUUUAUUUAUAGUACGUUAGCAAUAUUGGUGUGACCGUGUGAUUGUUGUAGUAACAGAAUUCAGUUCAGAUACUCAUAUAUGGUCCCCAUGAGCAAAAGAGCAUCUAAUGGUUGUCUAUAAAUAUUUUUUUUUUGGAUGUAAAUUUGAUGUUUUAUAGUGGAUUUAAGUUAAAAAUUUGGACUAAUUAUUUUUAGUUCCGUCAUUGUGUCAAAAUAAUAAUAACAAUCACGUGUCAUAUUCAAGACUUCAUAUAAUUUCAUAUAAUUACUAUGAACUUACCUCGAAUAGAGUUAAUUCAUUGAUAAUUGAAUGAGAAAGAGGGAAGAAAGAUAAAAUAGGUUAAUGUGGAUGUGUAAAGAGAUUGUGCUUUUCAUAUUGCUGAGGUAGUAAUAUGUCGAUAAAAAUAUUUUACACAUUAUGCAUAUUUUACACAAAAAGAUCUUUUGACACUUGGAAAGCUAAUUUUUAAUUUUAAUAUUUAAAGAAGAAAGUAGAAUUAUUUCGGUUAUCUUGAAUUUGUAAAAGAUACUCCUUAGAUUUAAUUCCCCAAGUGCUACACACACAAGCCACGCAUAUUCACCUUUAAAAACACACACGCAAACAAACAAGGAAUCGUCAUUGGAUCAGUAAAAGAUUUCCGAAAACAUUGGAACACCGGAAAAAGGAAAGAAGUGGAGUUUUGAUUUAUUUUUAAUUUUGAGUCAACUUUUCGAUUUUCAACAACAUUGGAUCAAGAGAAGAUUUCCUAAAUCAUUGGAACACCCGGAAAAGGAAAGAAGUGGAGGAAGGGCAAAGAAAAUCAGAAAUUUAUAGCAAGUAAGGACAAAGAAAAUCAGAAAGUUUUAGCUAGUUUUGAUUUAUUUUAAUUUUGAGUCAACUUUUUUAUUUUUAACAGUUUUCUUAUUUUGUUUUUAUUUUAUAUUUGGUAAUUAGCUAAUCUUAGAUAAGAUCAAGGAGAAAUAAAUUCUAUAUCGGGUUUGAUAACUAUAUUUUUUUUGAAAUUUUUGUCUUACCUUCUAGGAAAGAAUAUAUAUAUAUAUAUAAAAUUAAAAGAAAAUUAAAAGAAAAUAAUUGUACUCUCAAACUAGCUUAUUAUUACCGACCCAUUAACAAUGAGAGAGAAAAUAUUAAUGAACAAGAAAGGAUUUGUAAUGAAGGCCCUAUUUAUCAUAUUUGUCACGUGCCAACAGAGCCUAGUCUUACGCGCCUAAUCACUAGUCAAGGACUAGUUCGAAGUUUCAACAACACUCCUACUCUAACCGAAACAUCUAGCGCCACUAGUCCCUCAAUACUGACCGUCCGAUAUAAACACCCUUCUAUAAACUUCCCUUCAAUCCUUACAUACCCCGUUCUCUCUCUCUCUCACUCUAUACGUGUGUAUAUAUAUAUAUAUAUCUUUUCCGUAUUGUUUGUUAUGAGUUAGAGGAAUAGUGAUAUUAUGAUGGAGAAGGAGUUGAUUGAGUUGUUCGAAGCGGUGAAGAAAGCGGCGGACGUGGCGGCCGUUGACGGCGGAGGAGAUUCGUCGGCCGAGGAAGGUCGGUGCCUGGACGCGCUCAAGCGCCUCAAGAAGUUUCCGGUUACCUAUGAGGUUCUUGUCUCCACGCAGGUUGGGAAACGUCUUCGAUAUCUGACAAAACAUCCUAGGAGGAGGAUCCAAGCUUUGGCUUCAAACUUGAUUGAGUUAUGGAGAAAUAUUAUCACUGAAGAAACAAUCAAGAACAAGAAAACUGGUAGCUUAGAAUAUAAAGACUCUGUGGAAGCUAAGCCUGCAUGUGCAGAGAUGAUUGAGACCAAGACGGUUCAUGAGGCGAAAUCCAUGAAGGUUAAGAAGGUUGAAGCUGUGAAACUUGAGAAAAAUGAUUGGAGUGGUACACUGAAUUCUGAGAAGGCUAUAAAGUCGUCUGUCCCUGUUGCUUCCCCAAAGCUGACUUCUGUGAUUAAAUGUAACGAUGCCUUACGGAACAAAGUCCGGGAACUACUUUCGGAGGCUUUGUGCAAAGUUUCUGGUGAGGCUGAUGAAGAUCUCAGGGAUGAAGUGAAUGCUUGUGACCCUUUUCGAGUUGCUGUUGCAGUGGAGUCCUCAUUGUUUGAGAAAUGGGGACGGUCUAAUGGUACCCAGAAGUUCAAAUACCGAUCCAUAAUGUUCAACAUCAAGGAUCCAAAAAACACUGAUUUCCGGAGAAAAGUUCUCCUCGGAGAUGUCAAGCCAGAAAGGAUCCCGGAAAUGAGCCCAGAAGAAAUGGCAAGCUACCAAAGACAACUUGAGAAUGAGAAGAUCAAAGAAAAAGCUUUGUUUGAGUGCCAGCGAGAUGACGCUCCAAAAGCCACCACUACAGAAUUCAGGUGUAGACGGUGUGGGAAAAAUAACACUACGUACAACCAGGCGCAGAUUCGGAGUGCUGAUGAACCUAUGACAACAUUUGUAGUUUGUGUAACUUGCAAUAACCGUUGGAAGUUCUGUUAAAGAGUUCUUUUAGAAGCUCAGGUCUCACCAUGUUUGAACUCUGAAGGUACCCUUCUUGUCACGGUUCAUUAUAAACUUGGUAGCUACAACUCAGUUUUGCAGAAACCAAGUUUAAUUUACGUGUAGGAAGGGUUAGAACUAAUUUAUUGUUGGAGAUAACAUCUUGCUUUGAUAUAGUCAGUUCCUUUGUCAAUAAACAAGUACAAAUUGAUGGCUUUUGUCUCUCCUUGGUUUGAAUUUUUGUUGCUGCUGCUGAAA
Messenger RNA from Cornus florida, 5371 nucleotides. RefSeq names its product transcription elongation factor TFIIS-like. Bases 4088 to 5113 code for a protein of 341 amino acids. Gene Ontology annotation, cellular component: nucleus. Gene Ontology annotation, biological process: DNA-templated transcription; transcription elongation by RNA polymerase II. The transcript has 2 exons. Lineage: Eukaryota; Viridiplantae; Streptophyta; Magnoliopsida; Cornales; Cornaceae. Gene Ontology annotation, molecular function: nucleic acid binding; zinc ion binding. The record is from RefSeq and is a predicted model, not a curated record.